AUGCAGCAUUCUCUCUAUUCAAUUCCUACCCCAGAAACAAUUAGCCUUGAUCUAGCGAACUCUUCAGCGUGCUUGUUAUUUUUCAACUAUGAAACUCGUUACUUUAUUAAAGCCAUCCCAGACGAAAUCUUGAUGAAACUGACGCUCAUUUUUGUGGGGCAGGAUUAUAUCCCACUGCAGCAGUGAAAGCAAGCAGAAUCCUUCCCUUAUCAAAUACAAUGAUCUGGGCCACAAGGAAUAAGCUGUCCGCUAUGUACUGAUUUAGGGAUAAAAGAAUUCCCGACUUACAUUGCUUGCAUUGCAAGCGAAAUUGUGUAUUUUUCAAAAGAAACCCCAACACUCAGAUUUUUAAAUGAAUUUGAAACUGGGAAUGUAAAAAAUCGUGUAGAAGAGAUAUGCAAAAGUUUAACAUUACAAAUCAUUGAAGAUGUAACUUCUAUAUGUAACCUAGACAUCGAGCCUCCUAUCCAAGAACAAUCAUAUGCUGAUACCAUCUCCCUUCUACAAACAGAAAUAGUGAAUUACCAAGGCUUGUGCCAGCAACAGAAAUUAAUUAUUGAAGCUUUAAGAGAAGAGCUUGAAGACAAAAAUAAAAAAUUAAAAAGCUUGACUGAUAUUGUGUAACUUCUAUGUAGAAAUAGCCAAUCUGUGUUAGCAGAACAGUACCAAAGAGUGCAACAAAAUAUCCAGUUUGAAAAGUUUUACCAAGGAAACAAAGAUGUGAAGCCUCCACCUAUUAAAGAUGCUGAUUUUUGGAGGGUUCAAGCUGAUGAAGAACUUGAAGCAGAUAAUACUUAUGGGAUGAAGUUUGAAGACAUUGCAUCAACAAAAGGCUUGUGGAUACUCAACAUGGAGAACGAUAAGCCAAUUAAAAUAAACGAGCCUAUAGCGCCUAUGCUAAGCAUAGAAUCGCCACAGCCACCUAAGGCAGAAAAAAAGAAAAAUAAUUUCCUUGACCAAAGAGAUAAGCACUUAAAAAUGCUUCAAGAAAAACAGCCUGUUGGAAGAGAUGGCAUCAAAAUUCCAAUACCACUAGCGAGAAGCUAUAAUAGAAAAUCCAGCACAUCCCUUAAAAGCACGUCUUCAAACUUGAAGAGAACUGGCGAAUUAAUUUCAUCUCAAAAGAACUUAAAAGGUAUUUUCAAUUAA
Messenger RNA from Blepharisma stoltei, 1149 nucleotides. Lineage: Eukaryota; Ciliophora; Heterotrichea; Heterotrichida; Blepharismidae. The record is from the annotation of a GenBank genome assembly.